Molecule: messenger RNA, 1915 nt
Organism: Agrilus planipennis (emerald ash borer)
Lineage: Eukaryota; Metazoa; Arthropoda; Insecta; Coleoptera; Buprestidae
Product: syntaxin-6
Exons: 8
Coding region: 231-995 (254 amino acids)
Biological process (GO): Golgi vesicle transport; intracellular protein transport
Cellular component (GO): membrane
Molecular function (GO): SNAP receptor activity
Source: RefSeq, a predicted model, not a curated record
AUACAUUUUUACAAAGUAGUAUGCACAAUCGUAGCACAAAUGUAAGUAAGGUUGCCUAUACUUGAUCACUUUAUGAUAUUUUAAGGUUUAUUGUUUAGUUCGUGCACUAAAUAGGGUAAUAAUAAAUCUAAAGCAAAAUAGAGAUAAAGAAACAUAUUAUUUCCACAUGGUUUUAAAUAAUUCGUCGCUAGUUCUCUUUGGCAAUAUUUUGCCUUCCUAUACCGUUUGACAUGACGUUGGAAGACCCUUUUUUCGUUGUUAAAGAAGAAGUAUUUCGCGCCUUAAAUAAAACCAGAGGAUUGUAUCAACGCUGGCUGGAAAUACAAAAUAACUCAAUUUGCAUCACCAAAGAUGAAACUGAGUGGAUGAACAAUGAAUUAAAAAAUUCUUUGAGAAGUAUAGAAUGGGAUUUGGAGGACUUGGAAGACACAAUAAAUAUUGUUGAAAAAAAUCCUACAAAAUUUAAAAUCGAUAAUAAGGAAUUGACUGCAAGGAAACAUUUUAUAAAUUCAACAGUUGCGGAAGUAAAUCUCAUGAAAGAAAAAAUUAACAUGAACAGAAAUAGAGAUAGGGACCGCACUGCACGUCAACCGCUUUUAGAGAGUAGUCCAGCACAUGUUACUACUACACAUGGAACAACGAAAUAUUCAAAGUUGGAAAAUGAUGUUGAUAGUCCGCAAAGAAAUUUUAUCGCGGACUCUUUAUCCCAUCAGCAAAACAUGCUGAGACAUCAGGAUGAUCAAUUGGACAAUAUCAGUAAUUCGGUGGGAUCUUUGAAGAGGAUUUCGCAGCAUAUUGGUAUCGAAAUCGACGAACAAGCAGGGAUGUUAGACGAUUUUGGUACCGAGUUGGAAGGUACAGAAUCUAAACUGGAUUCUACGAUGAAAAAGGUUGCCAAAGUUUUACACAUGUCAAAUGAUCGUAGUCAGUGGACCGUUAUAAUAGUUUUAGUUAUCAUUUUAUUGAUUGUGAUAAUUUUAUUCAUAGUCCUGUGAUUUUAUUUUUAAGUGGAAACACUACGUCAAAAAUAUUGAAAAUCUAAUCAAAUGUCCGAAAUAAUACAAUUUUUAUUAAUUAAUUAUUAAAAAAUGCUUUAAAACGAUGUUUUAAAGUUAUAAACUAAUGAAGAUAGUAACUAUUUAUUUAAAUACCUGUAAAGUAUCACAUUAAUGUUUAAAAGCAAGAGUGACUUAUAGAAAAGGCAUUAUCAUUCUCUUUAAGUUUAUUAUAUAAAAAAAAUAAUGCAAAAGUCAACAAUUAUAUGUUGUUAUAUUAUACUGUAUAUGAUUCCUAAACAACUAAUUUUAGAAUAUAAUAAGAAUAUUUUUUUUACCUUUAUUAUUAUUAUAUUUUUUCGAUUGUUUUUUUAAGUGUUUGAAGUUGUUUUUUCAAUCUUGGACAUUUGAUUAAAAUUUCAGACCCCUCACGUAUAUUUUAAGAUGUUUUUACGUACAACAUAAGUACCCCACUUAUUAUUAAUGUACAGGGAUCAAAUAAGUUGUGUCUGUACAUUUUGUUGUAACAGUUUUGCCAAUAUUAAGUACCUAUUUAUUAUAUAUAUCCCCACAGCAAUUGUAUUUUUUAUGUAAGUUCAUACAUAUGUAAUUCUAGAAUGUGAUCUACCGUAACAUAAUAUAAAAACAAAUAAAGAAAAACUAGAGCGAUAUGUUAAACAUAAGUAGUACAAAUUUUAAACGCAAUACAUUUAUUGCUACCAAUUGAAGCCUUUACAGGUUCGUUAACAGUUACUAGAUUUUUAUGGUGCCAUUUAGCCAUUAAUGAAAGGGUUGUAUUUUAACUACCUGCAAUUCUGUUUUUUAGUACGUUUUGUUGUUUGAUUUUUAUUAUAUACGUAAUUCAGAAAAUGCAUUGUAAUUGUACGUACUAUAUAAAAAUAUAUAAAGUAUUUAAUACA